This is a messenger RNA of Thrips palmi, 2565 nucleotides long. RefSeq names its product myotubularin-related protein 2 (gene mtm). Gene Ontology annotation, molecular function: phosphatidylinositol-3,5-bisphosphate 3-phosphatase activity. Gene Ontology annotation, biological process: dephosphorylation. The record is from RefSeq and is a predicted model, not a curated record. Lineage: Eukaryota; Metazoa; Arthropoda; Insecta; Thysanoptera; Thripidae. The transcript has 15 exons. Bases 260 to 2206 code for a protein of 648 amino acids.
UCGCAUUCGUGUGAAAGAAAAAUUUGUUCAUGAGAAAUUGUUUAGUCUUUCAUCAGGAGGGAGUGGUUUCACACUUUGUUUUAUUUUGCGGUUAAGCGGUUGUUGCUCCUUCAGUUCAUUAGUUCAAAAAUCACCUCUCGAACAUGCUACUUUAAUUACUGGAACGUGACUGAACUAAUGUAUUUUUAACUAUGGGAAAGAGACUGACUUCUGAUAACUGUCCCUAAAAUCCAACCAGCCUUACAAGAAACCUCUUAACAUGGAUCGUAAAUCAGUGGACUUUGAAGCUGGACGUUCAAAAGAUGCAAGUUCAGAUUCGCUGGUCUCUGAUUCUAAGUCUAGUUCCCUGAAUUCAAAAUUGGGACAAGAAUCGGCCAGUUCUGGUAAAGUCUCUUAUACUUCAGCCAGCACAGCAUCAAUUGGAAACAUGAUGCCUCCAACUGAUAAUAAACUACGACCCAAACAGCAGCAGCCGAGUAUUGUUGAGCCAGGCCAAUCAACUAGUAGACCUGAUGACCCUCCUCUCCUUCCUGGAGAGAAAGUUAUGGGAGUAGCUAGGGAAGUUACAUACCUCUGUCCAUACAGUGGUCCUGCUCGAGGUGUGUUGUCCGUCACAAACUACAAAUUGCACUUCCGCAGUAUGGACAGGGAUACACCAUAUGUGGUGGAAGUUCCACUUGGAGUUGUAAGCAGAGUUGAGAAAGUGGGAGGUCAGUCAAGCCGAGGAGAAAAUUCAUAUGGAAUAGAACUAUUUUGCAAGGACAUGAGGAAUUUAAGGUUUGGUCAUAAACAGGAAAAUCAUUCUAGGCGAAAUGUGUUUGAAAAACUACAACAAUACGCUUUCCCUCUUUCACACAAACUUCCUCUAUUUGCUUUUGAUUAUUCUGAAACAUUUCCUGAGAAUGGAUGGAAUGCACUUGAGCCUAUUGCUGAAUUUAAACGAAUGGGUGUCCCUAAUGACAUGUGGAAGAUCACGAAAAUUAAUGAACAUUAUGAGAUUUGUGAUAGUUAUCCAGCUGUGUGGGCUAUACCUGCUGCAGCCACGGACGAUGAUGUACGGGCAGUGGCCGCUUUUCGGUCACGAGCACGCAUUCCCGUUCUUUCAUGGAUUCACCCAGAAAGUCAAGCAACUAUUUGCCGUUGCUCUCAACCACUGGUUGGUGUUGGUGGUAAAAGAUGCAGAGAAGAUGAGCGAUACAUUCAGCUUAUAAUGGAUGCUAAUGCCCAGUCUCAUAAAUUGUAUAUAAUGGAUGCCAGACCAAGUGCCAAUGCUAUUGCCAACAAAGCCAAGGGAGGAGGAUAUGAAUCAGAAGAUGCCUACCAAAAUGCUGAACUGUUUUUCCUGGACAUACACAAUAUUCAUGUAAUGCGAGAAUCCCUCAGAAAACUGAAGGAACUCUGCUUCCCAAACAUUGAAGAAUCUCGUUGGCUGUCUGGUAUAGAGGGAACAUACUGGCUUAAGCACAUCAAGUAUGUGCUUACUGGUGCAUGCCGCAUUGCCAAUAGAGUAGAGACCCACAAAACAUCUGUACUUGUCCAUUGUUCUGAUGGGUGGGACCGCACUGCACAGCUCACUGCUCUUGCUAUGCUGCUUCUUGAUCCAUACUACCGAACAAUUAAAGGAUUUGAAGUGCUUAUAGAAAAGGAGUGGUUAAGUUUUGGUCAUAAAUUCCAACAGAGGAUAGGCCAUGGUGAUGAUCACCACUCUGAUGCAGACAGAUCUCCUGUCUUCUUGCAAUUUAUGGAUUGCGUAUGGCAGCUAACACAACUUUUCCCUAAUGCUUUUCAAUUUAAUGAAACCUUUUUAAUUACUAUUCUUGAUCAUCUCUAUUCUUGUCGUUUUGGCACCUUCCUCUACAACAGUGAUCGAGAGCGGGUACAAGAAAACGUCAAACAGCGUUCUGUGUCACUCUGGUCAUACAUAAAUAGCAGUAUUGACAACUACCGUAAUCCACUGUUCCUUCCUCACCAUGGUGUUUUGGAACCAGUUGCGAGUAUACGUCUCAUAUCAUUGUGGAAAGGCCUCUACUGUCGUUGGAACCCAGGAAUGCGUCCCCAAGAUCCUGUAUAUCAAAGAAUACGAGAGUUAUUGGUGCUCAAAGAGCAGCUUGAGAAGCAGGUGGAUGAGUGUAAGCAAGAACAGAAAGCCAGAGUCUCUCGAAACAUGCCAACCCCACCACGCUUGGCUUCCCCUGUCCGCAGCUAGAUGAUCAAAAUUAAUGGAAUGGAGUGACACUUAUGUGUAUUAUUUUUAAUUCAAGACAACUUUAGCACCAAAGAUAAGACCCCCUCAACUGGGUAUUGUUGAAGAUUUGAGAAUCAUAUAUUUUUGCAAGUUGUGAAACCUUGGAAACUAAUCUUUUCUAUUUUUGUGUUAUGUUGAUGGGCGAAUAAGGAGUUAUAUAUACAUGUUUAUAAUCUAGAACUUGCUCUUUGUAGAUUGUAAGCAAUAACCUGAUACGCUUGACUGCAUCUCUUGUAUAUUUUAUGUACUAUAGCCCAAAAAUUUUGUCUAUGUAAAGCACAUGCACAUAAAAAAAAAUAAACUGACAAACAAAAAUUUUA